Austrofundulus limnaeus is the source of this 558-nucleotide messenger RNA. RefSeq names its product ubiquitin protein ligase E3D (gene ube3d). Gene Ontology annotation, molecular function: cyclin binding; ubiquitin protein ligase activity; ubiquitin conjugating enzyme binding. Gene Ontology annotation, biological process: protein polyubiquitination; protein autoubiquitination; proteasome-mediated ubiquitin-dependent protein catabolic process. The record is from RefSeq and is a predicted model, not a curated record. NCBI's taxonomy places the organism in Eukaryota, Metazoa, Chordata, Actinopteri, Cyprinodontiformes, Rivulidae. Gene Ontology annotation, cellular component: nucleus; cytosol; ubiquitin ligase complex.
GAUUGUUUCUAGRUGGGAGGUGAAUGCCAUCGGACACCCGGUGGUUCUGCCCCUGACGGUGUGUGAGGAGCUGCUACAGGUGAUGGAUGACAGCAAUGCCUCUCUUCCUGCCUCAAUGCGCUGCAUGAGGUCCUACAAGGUGGCAUACCUGAGACUAUGAAGUCUGAGGAAAAAAGCAUUUAGCCCUAACCAUGCUGUCUGCUCGUGAAAUGAAAUCUGGCCUGGGACAGCUGACAGAAGAACCACAUGAACCAUUUCUGUGCUAAGAUUCAACUUGAUGAGAGGGAGCAGAAUGAAAGUAUGGAGGAUCUUGUUCAGCAUGUUAAAUGUUGGAUUUGUGGUUCCUGAACCAAGUUGAAAACUGAGGCUGCCAGAUUUCAUAAUAUUCAUGACUUGAACUGCUAUUAAAACUAGAACUGACUUUGUAAGGUUUUUACCAUACAGUACACAUUUAAUUUUUGAUAUUUUUAAUUAUAAUGGGGAUUUCAUUCCUACACAUAUGCAGAAUUGUACAUUUGUCCAUUUUUCAGCAAAAACAAGUAAACUGCUUUAAAAAAA